AUGGUACAGUACAAUCUCUCAUUUCUGGACGGAAAAGGCAGGGAGGAGGGGAAGAGAUUCUUUCAUUUGCGACGGGCGGUAAAGCUGUUUGGCGUGGCGAUAUACUAUACGACUUUAUACGACUUUCACGGGGCACGACACGCGACCUUGUUAUACUUUUCUGGAUGACCUACCUACUACACACACCUUUUACGACGUCAUGCACUUUCAUCUCUUUACAGCAUGUUUGAGUAUGGCGACUUUUUCUUCGUUUGCUCUUCACAGUCAUGCAUGCAAUUCUCCGUUUGCUGUUCCCAAUUAUUCAGUUUCUUCAUCCGCUGGUCAUUGCUAUGGCCGCACGCUCAGCGACAACUUGACGUCACAUUUGCAUCGUCAAUCGCUUUUCCUUCUCUUCUUCGACAAAAACAACAAAGCCAAAGGAUCUCAGCACUAUCAUCACUUGUUUCUUGGACGGAUAAAUGACCGAAGAUGGAUGCUCCCAGACAAACACGUAAUGGCUGUAGAAAUGUUGAUAGACCUUUUCUAUAUCAUACCUAUUGUAUUGUUAUUAGUCCAAGAUAAAGAUAAUGUUCUCCCUUUGGUACUAUCUCUCGGAUCCACCUUCGCUAUACUUCUACUUACACGGACCAUGAUAUUUAUUCUUCUCUUCAAUAUAUUGUCAUGUUUUCUUAAAGCCUUCACCUUGUUGUGUGGUCUUCGCUGUACCUAUUUCUGCCUCGUGCACAACUCGUUUCGUUUCCCUUUUCUCAUCGAGAGCACUAACCCCGCAUGGAACAGAGUCAUGGGCAUCGAGUAGAAAAGCAAAGAAACUGAUUAUUGAAAAUUAUAAAGAACUUAACAAGAGCGAUCAAGAGGCAGAAAGAUACAUAUGCGGAUGGUGCACAACGAAUGAGACAGAGAUGAGAGAGACUGAGAAUGUCCUGGUAUUUCCGAACGGACAAGAAGGGCCUUCAGGAUAUACCGCUCAAAGAGAGGUCGCAAAAAGGCAUUAAGGCCGAGUAUUGAUCAGCACAGGAUGGCGCAAUGCGGUGAAUUCAACGUGGCCCCUUGUUUCAUGUAUGGAACCUAACAAAAACAAAACAUGAUAUCAU
Molecule: messenger RNA, 1091 nt
Organism: Neurospora hispaniola
Lineage: Eukaryota; Fungi; Ascomycota; Sordariomycetes; Sordariales; Sordariaceae
Exons: 1
Coding region: 200-796 (198 amino acids)
Source: RefSeq, a predicted model, not a curated record